Paramecium pentaurelia is the source of this 650-nucleotide messenger RNA. NCBI's taxonomy places the organism in Eukaryota, Ciliophora, Oligohymenophorea, Peniculida, Parameciidae. The record is from the annotation of a GenBank genome assembly.
UAUGGCUGAAGAGUACGAUGAAGAAUUUGGAGAGGUGCAAUAUUAUAAAAAAUAGGUAGCUUGGAUUAGUGAUUGGUGAUUUAAACAUCCCAUCAAGGGCUUCUGAUUUACCUCCUCAAUUUAAGGAUCUUUUAGUUCCUAAUAAAGUCUAAUAUGUAUUUUGCACAGGAAAUGUUGGGAAUAGAGAAACUACAGAUUGGUUGAAGACAUUAUCUGGAAAUACUCAUUUUGUAAAAGGUGAUUUCGAUGAAGCAAAAGAUAUUCCUGAAACAAAAAUCAUAUAGAUUGGCUCAUGGAAAUUGGCUUUAGUACAUGGUCAUCAAGUAAAAAUGAAAAUUAAUAUAAUAGAUAGUUCCUGCUGGAGAUGAUGAGUCUUUAUAUGCAUUUUUGAAAGAGAUGGAAGCUGAUGUGCUCAUUACAGGUUAUACAGGUGUUGCUAAAGUAUCAGCUGUAGAGAAAAAAUAUAUUAUUAAUCCUGGAUCUGUUACUGGAGGUUUUAAUGGAUAAUAAACGUAAUUGUAAUUGAUUAUUUAGAUCUAUUCCAUCCUUCUUAAUAUUGGAAUUUAAAAAGGAAAAAAUUUAAGUUUUUAUCUACACUCUAGAUGGAGAAGUUAAAAUAGAUAAACAAGAAUUGCCAUUAUAGAAAUGAA